CCUGGUAAGGACAUAUUUAAUGCCCGCUCAUCACCAUCUCCGAUUUCAUACCUGACCAUCAGUAGCAGACCAUCUACUGCGCGGUUAGCACUCCAGUUAACAAUCAUAAUUUAACUGGACAAAAUGUGUUUGUGGCUUUUGACUGCAUGUUUGGGUAUGCUGCCCACCAACUCGCCCCCUACAAACGUCAUUGUUGUGGGAGCUCCUCCGCCUCCUAUACUUGUGCCUACAACGACAACAACAACCACAGCGAGCCCUAAUGUGACCGGACCUCCUCCUCCUCCAAUGAACAUGACUGGAGGACCUCCGAUGAACAUGACAAAUGGCGGUGGUGGUGGUGGCGGUGGUGGUGGUGGUGGUGGUGGUGGUCCGCCCACCAUCGCUCCUACAGUUCCGCCGGCAACAAUAGGUGGAGUACUUUUACCUGUUAUUCUUUGCGACAACCCUGAUAUUGUUUGUAUCAUUAAUCUUGACGAAACCGCUGCAGGCAUGCCGUCGAUCGAUCCGCGACUUGGCACCACCCCAGCGCCGUCGGCGGCGUUGCAGGUGCCACCGAUUAUAGGAUACAGUGCUCAAGUGCCGUCUUACAACACCGCUGUGAGAUUCCCGAGGGAGCGAAGGAGUAUUAAAUUAAACACGAUUUCUACCAAUAAAUUGGACAGAUUAGGCAUGGUGAAUACUGCCGGUCAUCGAAUUCGCAAAAGACAAGCAGGUUGUAGGUGCGUAGCAGCAGGCACUUGCACCAAUAAUGGAACUAAUGCUGGAGCCGGUUUGAUUGAUAUUAGAAUUGUAACUCCGGGAGGUGGAUCAGGAACGACUUGUCCUACCGGGCAAGUACUCUGUUGUGGCACCUCGACUACAGUGAUAGCAUGCGGCACUUUGCAGACAGUACCCGCCACAGCGAUCACUCCAGCCGCUGGUCAGGCCAAUUUCGGAGAAUAUCCAUGGCAGGCACUAAUUUUAACAAAACAGAACGAUUACAUCGCUGGAGGUGUGCUAAUUGAUCAGUUCAAUGUUUUAACAGUGACUCACCGACUAUCUACAUACGUUGUAUCAGGCACAGCUCCUAACGUCAAGGUGCGUUUGGGUGACUGGGACGCCGCCGGGACCUACGAGCCGGUGCCAUACCAAGAGUACACAGUCGCCAAGGUGUUCAGCCAUCCCUCCUUCAACCCCACCACUUUGCAGUAUGACAUCACUGUACUGCGACUGUCGACUCCGGUCCCUUUGACGCCUAUGACUGGCUCUGUCAAUACUAUUAACAGAGCAUGCUUGCCAGCCUCCAAUGCGGCUACUUAUACUGGUCAGAGGUGUUGGGUGUCUGGAUGGGGUAAAAAUAUGUUUGGCCUACAAGGGCAAUACCAGCAGAUUUUGAAGAAAGUAGACGUGCCAAUUGUAGACCCAGCAACGUGCCAAACUCAAAUGCAAGCGGCACGUCUAGGCCCCAGCUUCGCUCUUGACACCACGUCCUUCAUUUGUGCUGGCGGUGAAGCAAACAAGGAUGCAUGUACAGGUGACGGCGGUUCGGGGCUCGUGUGCCAAGUCAACGGGCAAUGGGUGGUGGCCGGGCUGGUGGCCUGGGGACUCGGCUGCGCCAAUGCCAACGUGCCCGCCGCCUACGUCAACGUCGCCGCGCUGCUGCCCUGGAUACAGACUCAGGUGGCUACCGCUUAGA
Messenger RNA from Cydia strobilella, 1675 nucleotides. Its product is annotated as inactive CLIP domain-containing serine protease A28. Gene Ontology annotation, molecular function: serine-type endopeptidase activity. The transcript has 6 exons. Bases 124 to 1674 code for a protein of 516 amino acids. The record is from RefSeq and is a predicted model, not a curated record. Gene Ontology annotation, biological process: proteolysis. NCBI's taxonomy places the organism in Eukaryota, Metazoa, Arthropoda, Insecta, Lepidoptera, Tortricidae.